Molecule: messenger RNA, 1381 nt
Organism: Amphimedon queenslandica
Lineage: Eukaryota; Metazoa; Porifera; Demospongiae; Haplosclerida; Niphatidae
Exons: 13
Coding region: 26-1381 (451 amino acids)
Biological process (GO): GPI anchor biosynthetic process
Cellular component (GO): endoplasmic reticulum
Molecular function (GO): catalytic activity
Source: RefSeq, a predicted model, not a curated record
AUAAUUCAAUUCCACUCCUAUCAAAAUGGCGUCUUAUGGUAAGGAUAAAGCUUUAUUAAUUAUUAUUAUAUUGUUCAUAGUAUCAGUCUCUAUUUGUGGGAAAGUAAAGAUAGGCCGAACACUGGGCAUCGAACAUUACAAUUGCUAUGGAAACGUUUUGGGGCGUGUCUCACUGAUUCCGCCAGCUAACAAUACGAAAUUAUUAAAAAUAAUUCAAAAGGCUUUAAGGACGGAUCAAGCGAUUAAUAUUACAAUAAUAAAUGAAAUGGUGAAUUAUUAUUCAACUGAUGGUCAUACGAUUAAACGAAUACUCUAUCAAGAUAAGACACUGUGUUAUGACCCACCCAUUGAAAUAGGACGACUGCUCACCCUUCGAUAUGCUACCAUGGCAACAAGCCCCGCCUCUAGUCUAUUAUCUGGAAUCGUGACAAUAGACGUUGAUAGUCAUAAAAACUAUUAUCUUCAUAGCCACACCCAAGACAAUCACGAAUCAAUGUCCGUAUAUGAAAGAUGGAAUUUUAAAAGGAAUUAUUCUAAAGUUUCAGAGUGUGAGAUGUGUUGUACUAUCGUAAAUCAAUCUGAUUGGCUGCCUGUUACUAUAGCAACGUUUAACAUAUGGAAUGUAAACAGUACGAGUGAAGAGGAUUCUAAAAAGAGAUUGCACAGACUUUGUAAAGUUAUAUCAUCAAUUGACAUUAUUGGGUUCCAGGAGGUCAGAAAUAUAAUGAAAAAAUCAAAGACAAUAUCACAAAUACACCAACUACACAAAUCACUGCCUAAACAUCAAUUUGUAUAUCAGCCUGCAAUGUUAAUGGGUCUUAACCCAAGGGAAGAAGAGGGUGUGGCCAUCUUUUCACGCUAUCCUAUAGUAUCAACCAAUACUAUCCUAUUGCCAUGGAACAGAACUGAUCCUAGUGAUUUCCAUCAAAGGGUUUGUCUACAUUGCACCAUUGCAUUGCCUAAUGACAAGAAGCUGGAAGUUUUCAAUACUCAUUUGUCUCUUAGUGAAGAUGCACAGAUGAAUUCAGUAAAAACUAUUAUUAAAUAUGUACAAGACUCUGAUCUUAAAGGGGAUAUAAUAAUAAUGGGAGAUUUUAAUAAUGAAGACAGCUCUACAGUUAUCAAGUACUUGGAUGAGAAACUAAGCAAAUUAGGAUUUGUUGAUGUAUGGUUGAAUAAUAAUAAUAAUAAUAAUAAUAAUAAUAAUGAAGGUAAUACAUUCUGUACCUUAAAUGAAGAGCUGACAAAGAGAAUUGAUUACAUAUAUGUACAGUUAAAGUCUCAUCUAUAUAUUAAUGAUACAUAUUUAAUUGGAUCAAAACCAGGGUCUCCUCCACUCUCUGAUCAUCUUGGAUUGGCUGUUCAGAUCAAUGUUAACUAA